This is a messenger RNA of Symbiodinium pilosum, 1296 nucleotides long. NCBI's taxonomy places the organism in Eukaryota, Dinophyceae, Suessiales, Symbiodiniaceae. The record is from the annotation of a GenBank genome assembly.
AUGAGCGCGGAGGCGCAAAGGAUCGAUGCUGAUGCGAAGGCCAUGGCAAUGCCGCCUGAUGCGAAGAAGGAUGCCAAGCCUGUUAAGGUCUCCAAGCCCCGCAUCGAUUGCAUCGACGGUUGCCGCUUCGCGCUUGUCUUCCCCAUCGUCGUUGCGCACUUUGCCAGGUUUGGCACCAAGAACCUGACGGCACUCAAGCUGCUCACGCAGGAGAACGUGCUAGUCGGUGGAUUCUUUGUGAUCUCAGGGUACGUGUCUGCUUACACCUCGACAAAGCUGGGCGAGCGGAAGGCAGAGGACAAGAAGCUUGCCAAUCCAGAGCUCUUCUUCUGGCAGAGGGUCAUGGCGUACUAUCCCCUGCACUUCGUAGUGUCCACCCUCUUCGCCCCGAUGUUCAUCCAGGUUGAGAGGUGGUUCAACACGCCUUGGACCACUACGGCCUUCCGUGCCUUCCUGAACUUCAGCAUGCUGCAGGCCUGGUUCCCCAAGGAGGCGGAGAUUUGGAACCAGCCCACCUGGUUCCUGUCGGCCCUGACGUUCUCUAACCUCACCAUGCCGACGCUGGUGCUGCCACAGGUGGCGCAGCUCUCCAAGAACGGCCUUCAGAAGCUGUUCGCCGCCCUCACCGGCAUCUCGCUGCUGCAGAAGGUCUCGUACUCCGAGACCGCGCGCUUCCACAGCAGCAAGGAGCACCCAGUCAAUGGCCAGGCCAUGCACCCUCUGAUCUGGAACUUGACUCGCUUCCAUCCUUUCUGGGCACUGAUCGAGAUGACCAUGGGCAUCGUGGCAGCCAGGCACGUGAUGCUGGACACCGAGGAGGACAAGAAGAAGCCGACAACGAAUCCUCUUUGGAUGUUCCUGGCUGCCUAUGCCUCUCUUGGCCUGCGGCUGACCAGCUUCGACUUCAACGAUGCAAUCAUCCGGGGUGUGCUCUUCGUGCCUCUCUUCACCAAGUUCCUGACACAGAUGCAUCGUGACGCGUUGACUGCCAAUCCAGCCCCCAUUACCAAGUUCUUUGGCUCCAAGCCGAUGGCCACUCUCGGGUCCAUCGCAUUCCCCAUGUUCAUCCUGCAUGGUCCCAUUGGCCAGAUCUUCUACAAGAAGGUGUUGGCCAGGAAGUUGUGGGGAGGGCCCAUGUCCACCCGAUUCUUCCCGAUCUACCUCGCCAUCUGCCUUGCGUUGAGCCACCUCACCAACGAAUAUUUCGUGAAGAACAAGAAGGUGGGCGCCUUUGCCGGAAAGGUGGCCCAGGUUUUGGCUGGCUGGACUGAGGGAAUGCUCCGGGACCGUGCGUAA